AUGAAUGAUGUGUGCACAAUAACACGUUACUAUGGUAAUCAUGACGAAGAUCUCGACAAACUUUGGCGUUUUAUUGAUCAAGCACAAAUUUACUCGAGUCGACUUCUUAUCGGUGUAAAUAUUGAAAAAGAUCAGACAGAUUGUAUUAAAAAAUAUUCUCAACAAUCAAAUAUUCCUAUUGAUUUUAUACCAAUUCAGCCGUGGAUUGGUAUCUCAACACCAUUAAACAUCCUUCUCAAUCACAUACCAAUCGAUCACCAAUAUGUACUCAUUCAAUCCGCUGAAAUUCAGUGUACAUCACGACACAUCGCUUGCUUACGAUCUCAUAUGACAGAUAAUGACGAUAUUCUCUGCGUUGGUGCUGCAUUGGAUGGUCAUCAGACAUCUGAUGAGAAAUAUCUCUCUCUUCGUGGUGAUACAAGUCCGUGGAAUACAUUAGCAAUCUGGAACUUGAAGAAACUACGUCGGACGGGUUUUCCCUUAUGUGCUGAUCUUGUUAAUCCAUCAGGCAUGGAAGAUGCUAUUACCAUCGCUCUGCAACAGAAGUUGUUCGGUGGAAUGGCAAAAAAUCGUGCUCUACUCAUACGUUUCGAUGAGAAUGUACCUUGGUCUACUCAGUUCAAUUAUGAUGAGAAUCGUCGGUUAAAACAUCAAAGAACCAAGUUGGCGUGGAAUGUCUCAAUGAUAAGUGCUAACAACAUUUUCGAUCGAAUACCUGUUAUGAAUACAAUUAAAUGA
Molecule: messenger RNA, 738 nt
Organism: Adineta ricciae
Lineage: Eukaryota; Metazoa; Rotifera; Eurotatoria; Adinetida; Adinetidae
Source: the annotation of a GenBank genome assembly